Solanum pennellii is the source of this 907-nucleotide messenger RNA. RefSeq lists its product as uncharacterized. The record is from RefSeq and is a predicted model, not a curated record. Gene Ontology annotation, molecular function: hydrolase activity. Bases 66 to 755 code for a protein of 229 amino acids. Lineage: Eukaryota; Viridiplantae; Streptophyta; Magnoliopsida; Solanales; Solanaceae. The transcript has 2 exons.
UUUCUCCAACCAACAAAAUAUAUAAACCUACUCCUUUAACGGCCCAAUAGCAAUUACAGGACGCUAUGGCGGAAGAAAGUGGUAGUACCUAUAGCAGAAGCAGUUGUAGCAUUGAGAGCAGCGACGGUGUAAUAUUGGACUGCCGUGUUUACCGGCCAACAUCGGAGAACAAUUCGAGUUAUGUUGCAGUAUUAGUGCAUCCUUAUUCUGUGCUUGGUGGAUGUCAAGGAUUGAUGAGAGGUAUUGCUAAGGGAUUGUCAAGUCGAGGUGUGGUUGCUGUUACUUUUGACACUAGAGGUGCUGGGAAAUCCAGUGGCCGUGCUUCUCUCACUGGAUCUGCUGAAAUUAACGAUGUUAUCUCUGUUUGCAAAUGGGUUCACACCAAUUUCACAACAAACACAAUUAUCCUUAUUGGUUCAUCUGCAGUAACAGGAGCAGCGAUAGCAGGAUCUGCAGUUGAUAAAGUAGAGCAAGUGGUUGGGUAUGUGAGCGUAGGAUAUCCUUUUGGUUUCACUGCUUCUAUUCUUUUUGGAAGGCAUCAAAAAUCUAUAUUACAAUCACCUAAGCCAAAACUAUUUGUCAUGGGUACUAAUGAUGGUUUCACUAGCGUUAAACAAUUGGAGAACAAGUUGAAGGAUGCUGCUGGACAUAACACAACUCAUCUUAUUCAAGGAGCUACCCAUUUUCAGAUGGAAGGUCAUGCUUUUGAUGCAGACAUGGUCAACCUCAUUCUUCAAUUCAUUACCACAUUAUGAUCUUAUGAGUGAUUUCAUGUAUUAGUCAGUUAUAAUAAUACAUAGAUUGUGUUAGUUUUAUACAUGAAUAAUGUAUUUCAUAUCUAUCAAUUAAACAUCAUAUAAGUUAUAGUCAGAUAAUAUCCAGCUACCUACCAAAGUUAUUUCUGAAA